Messenger RNA from Trichomonas vaginalis G3, 624 nucleotides. RefSeq lists its product as uncharacterized. The coding region runs from base 1 to 624 and encodes 207 amino acids. The transcript has a single exon. NCBI's taxonomy places the organism in Eukaryota, Parabasalia, Trichomonadida, Trichomonadidae. The record is from RefSeq and is a predicted model, not a curated record.
AUGGUUGUCAGAAACUCUCGCAUCACUUUUGUAUUAAACCAGCCUACAUAUGAAAGGUUUGGAUUAAUUGGAAAAAAGUAUGAAAAUGUUCAUUACAUUACAAUUCAACCUGAUGAGCGCGAUAAGCUGAAACUUAUAAGGAAAUGCGAAAACGUUGAAGGAUUACUUUAUUCGGAUGAUACUUCUUCUUUAGAAAAAUAUAUCAAGAAAUCAAGGCCUAGUCCAUGCCAAAUUGAUUACUGGACAGCUACAAAACCUCUUGAAUUUGAUGUAAAGCAAUUUGAAAAAGAAGAAACAUAUCCAGCAGAUUGGAAACUAAAAAUAUCAGACGCCAUUGACAACUCUUUAUUGACAAGGAAUCAACUCGAAGGAAGAGAUACAUAUAAACGAAUUAUUAUCAUUGGUUCUAUUAAAUUAUCAGCAUUAAAAGAUUGGAUCAUAAAUCUUGGCUCAGGAAGCUUUGUUUUGGUUACCAUCUGGGACUUUAGAGAUCAGAUAGCAUCAUUCAUAGGUAAUAAGCUUAAAAUGGACGGUUUUGGAGGAAGUGUUGAAUCUAUAGUCUUCGGUGACAAAGUUGCACGUCCUUUUAAGUUGCAAACCAUCGAAUAUAUAGAUGAAGAAUAA